This is a messenger RNA of Leptopilina heterotoma, 678 nucleotides long. RefSeq lists its product as uncharacterized. The record is from RefSeq and is a predicted model, not a curated record. Gene Ontology annotation, molecular function: olfactory receptor activity; odorant binding. The coding region runs from base 1 to 678 and encodes 225 amino acids. Lineage: Eukaryota; Metazoa; Arthropoda; Insecta; Hymenoptera; Figitidae. Gene Ontology annotation, cellular component: plasma membrane. Gene Ontology annotation, biological process: detection of chemical stimulus involved in sensory perception of smell; sensory perception of smell. The transcript is spliced from 5 exons.
AUGAGAGUUAUAUUGGGCAGUAUGCGUUCCACUCCAAUUAGCAUUAUGCUUUCCGAAAUAGAUGAACCACCUCUUGCCCUACGUAGACAAUCUCAAAAUCACAACAAAUUACGCACCAAAAAGCUACAAUACUUUGACCUAUCCUGGGAUGACCUAAACAUUCCCUUCAAAACUAUAAUAGACACUGAUUCGGGAUCUGAAAUUAAAGAUAGUCAACAGCCAUCUCAUGCACUUAAUAAUCUAUUACAAACUCGUUUCCCGGAUAGUUUACAGAUCUUCACUGACGGAUCUAAAGACCCUGUGAAAUAUGUGUCAUGUGCAAGCUUUGUUGUACCUGCCACUAAUGUCAAUUUUGGUAACAUGUCUGAAAAUAAUAUCAAUAUGCUAAUGAAGGGAACAUUCAUAUCAAUAUGCGUGCUAAUUGAACUCAGCAUUUAUUGCGCUUUGGGAGAAUACCUGCAAUCUAAGAGCUUUUUAAUUGCUGAAGCUGCAUAUUUCAUCCCCUGGUAUGAAUUACAAUGCAGUGAAGCAAAAAUUAUUAUGUUAAUAAUACAAAGAUCUCAAAAACCAAUGACUAUUACGGCUGGAAAAAUAUUUAGUGCCUCGCAUUCCACUUUACUAAACAUUAUUAAAACAUCAUUAACAUAUCUAUCAGUUCUUCGAGCUUCAAGACUCUAA